Molecule: messenger RNA, 1419 nt
Organism: Candidozyma haemuli
Lineage: Eukaryota; Fungi; Ascomycota; Pichiomycetes; Serinales; Metschnikowiaceae
Exons: 1
Coding region: 1-1419 (472 amino acids)
Source: RefSeq, a predicted model, not a curated record
AUGAGACAUCUCAAACCCCUACGCUCGGGUAUUAUUAGUACUAGAGGAUUCAUUAGAUUCAAUUCUACGGUUCUUCAAUCCCUCAGAAAAGGAACCCCAGUUUCUCCAGAAGCCGUUGGCGACUUCUUUUCCUCCAAAGAUCUCACAUCUGAAGAGCUAGCGGAUGUUCACCAGAUCAUUAAAGAUCAAAAGGCUCCAAUCGGCAUAAUCAACCAGCUACUUCAGCAUGCUUUGCCCGGCGACUUUUCGUUAUACUAUACCUUGAGCAAAGCCAACACGUCUCAUGUGUGGGACAAGGACUCGCUACAUUCACUCAUUGAGAGUAACCCAGGCAGAGCCAUUUCUCUGUGGGCAUUACUUGAUAAGCAUGGAGCAGAGGCUGAUCACAAGGUACAAUUGGCAGUGGUAAAUAAGCUCCUUCAAGGAGAAAAGUCUGAAAUUAGAGAAGGCGCUGUGGAAGUUACAGAGGAUAGACUUAAUAGGGCUAUCAAAUUGUUGAAUGGCAUUGAAGAAAACGUUCAAGCAGAGGAACAGUGGGAUGCUCUUGUUUCGAAAUUAGUUGAACUUGGAAAUGCCUCGAAGCUUUCUGAAAUUCUGGCCCCGCUGUUUGUCAAUUGGUUGAAUGGAAAGCUCUCCACCACGACUGAUAGGAAAGAGUUCCUUGGAAUUUCCAAAGUGAUCUUUGAGAAGGAUCCAAACCUUCUUUCAAAGGAUAGUAUAUCUAAGAUUCUUGCUUAUUUGUCAUUUGAAAAGACCGAAGGUUCUGAGUUUCUUACCGCAGUUAUUGAGCAUGUUGAGGAGAAUCAUCUUGACAUAGACAAGAAGGACCCAGAAUCUUUGCUUGUGCGUUUGCAGCUUAUUCCAGUUUACGGAAUAUAUCUUGGGGAUUUUAAUAAAGCGCUUGAAAAGUUCCACAAGUACCUGACACAUGAAAAAUUCGGUAUUGAUCUUGUCCAAGCAAAACUUGUUCAAGUGUUCAGCUACCAGGCUUUCAAGAAGGGAGACAAGACUCUUUUGACAAUUGCCGAAACCUUGGUAGACCCUGAUGAGCUUCAAGUGAAAACCUUGGUCCAAUUGAUUUUGGCAAGAGCUAGGUUCAAUGCUGAGGACUCAUUGAGCCUUUACAAUGACUACAUCAAACUGGUUUCCAAAAAUGUGAAUGAAAAUACUGGAAGAUCACCAUCUGGUGUUCUUACCGAAGCCCUCAUGGUUGCAAAUCUUUAUGACAACGAUAGAGAAUUUGCACACCUUCUCUUUGACAAGGCCAUUGAGAACAAGAUUAUCACAGACGAGGCUGAGAACGCCCAGAUCAAGAAAGUGUUCAGAGUCUACGGAGACAGUUACCAGGAAAAUGACACAUGGGAGCAAGCCAAGCCACGUUUUACCCAAUACGUCCUUAGUUGUCUUGAAAAGGAGUAG